AUGCUCCUCACGCUCUACCACGCUGCGUCUCUCCUCCUCGCCUCGGCCGCUUCCGCGAUUCCCCUCGUCCGGCGUUCCGCGAACGGUGCUCUCGCCAUCUGGGACGACACGCCUGGUCCGACGUGCUUCAGCACAGCCAAUUACUCGUGCGACAGCAAGGACCUUCGCGCUGUUGCGUCGGCCUUUCCCGUGAACCUGGCUAUCAUCGCGUACCCCUAUCCCGCCAACAUCAGCCAGCAGACGGUCCUUGGAAGCGGCGGAAAUUACAGCGCUAAGCCCGGGUACCCAUUCGAGAUUUCGUGGAACGUAACGGAUCUGGACGGGCAGCUGCAUGCCUACCGACUGAUGGAUGCGGGCGGCGAGGCAGCCCACUCCGUGCUGCCCGGGUAUACUGUUCCCCCAGACUACUGCCAGUAUCCGCACGACCAGCAAAUGUGCUGGCAUGUUGGAUCCAACGAUACAGGGUACCGUGUAGUUGCAGGGAUCAUGUACACCUUACUGGGCCUCCUGGGUGUCUGUAUCCUCUUCAUCGCAAUCACGGCGCCACUCGAAUGCUGGCGCAAGGAGGCCAAGCGACAGGCAGCAUCUCGCAUCUCGCCCGCCGCUCCGACAAAUCCUUCGCUUGACCCUCCAGCCAUUCCACUGGACAGCACAUCCUCCGUCGAAACGGGUCAGACUGAGUCCCUCCCCGAUUCAUCCGAUGUAGCCUCGAGCGCUGCCUCCAGCACGCUCGCCUCGUUCAAAGUCCGCCACCCUCGGCGGCUCCUCCCGUGGUUUGUGUAG
Messenger RNA from Rhodotorula toruloides NP11, 783 nucleotides. RefSeq lists its product as uncharacterized. NCBI's taxonomy places the organism in Eukaryota, Fungi, Basidiomycota, Microbotryomycetes, Sporidiobolales, Sporidiobolaceae. The record is from RefSeq and is a predicted model, not a curated record. The transcript is spliced from 2 exons. Bases 1 to 783 code for a protein of 260 amino acids.